AUGAAAUGGUACCAAUUUCUGUUCUUUGAUUCAAAGAAGCGGGUGAAAUCUUGCAUUCUAAAUAUGGAGCAUGAAUGCAAAUGGAAGAGUGUUUCACUUAUUGGAAUUUGGAUUACAAUACACUUGCUGUACUGUUGGCUUUCAGAAGAUGCUAUUCUCAUUCUGAUGGUUUCAAGCAAAACCAAAUUAACUACAGUUACAGGAGUCACUUUACUCUUCUCCAUAUCAGAGAUGGUCAUUUUGGCAACUAUUGUCCGCAUAAUAUUUCCCAAACAGGAGAAGGCACUUGUUGAAGGGAUUGCCAUUAUUUAUUUAUCCCAUUUUUUUGCUACAUUUUUACUCAACUUCAUCUUGAUCAAUGUCGGGAUGCAGGGGAACCAUAUUGUCUUCGUUCUGGAACCACUAGUCACUCUUGUCGUUUCCAACAUCUGCAUUGGGGAGCCAUUAAAGAUAGUGCUAUCUGCAGCUGUAGUGGCCCUCACCAUAGGAGCAGCCGGAGUCAGAAUGUCUUUUGGAGAUGCAGAAAUGUUAAUUGAUCGAAGUGCCGUGCUGGAUAUCUCUUUGAUCCUGCUACUUUCAUGUAGGAACAUUGUUUUGAAACACAUCUAUACCAUGUCAGGACAAAUAAAGACACAAUGGCGGUUGAGUGUUGGGACAAUUUUGGCUGUGUCUGUUGUGAUGCUUGUAGCUAUGCUGAGCCUCUUUGAAUUCAGCUGGGGAGCCGCUCUAUCAAAAGCCCUCCUUUCAUGGACAUUGCAUGCUUCUUACACUGCUAUUACAUGGACAGUUCUGCUGAAGCAAUUCUCUCCUCUCUCAGUGGCCAUUAUCAGCAUAAGUGGACAGUUUUUGAUAGACUCAUUUGUCAGAAUGCCACUCUAUGCAAUGCAAGAUGUCAUGAUGUGGACUGCUCUCAUCUUCUUCCUAGCUGGACUUACUUUUUAUUACUUCUAUUCCCGCAAUUCCUUAGCUUACGAAAGGACAUUGUCUUUCAAUGAGAUGUACACACGGCUUGAGUUUGUUCUCUUUCUCACAAUCAUCCUGACCUUAUUCUUUUAUACAUUACCACCAAAAGUCAGCCCUCGAGACAUAAAAAAUAUUCAAUAUCUCCGUUUAGACUUGCUUUUACAGAAAUUCUUACGAACCAGCCAAGUUUCAAGCUAA
Acanthosepion pharaonis is the source of this 1161-nucleotide messenger RNA. NCBI's taxonomy places the organism in Eukaryota, Metazoa, Mollusca, Cephalopoda, Sepiida, Sepiidae. The record is from the annotation of a GenBank genome assembly.